This is a messenger RNA of Cotesia glomerata, 954 nucleotides long. RefSeq lists its product as uncharacterized. The transcript is spliced from 6 exons. NCBI's taxonomy places the organism in Eukaryota, Metazoa, Arthropoda, Insecta, Hymenoptera, Braconidae. The record is from RefSeq and is a predicted model, not a curated record. The coding region runs from base 189 to 893 and encodes 234 amino acids.
AUCAAUACCAACUCAGUGACAGAAAAUUGACAAGUGUUUUUUAUUUAAGUUGGCAUUGUUCGAAAUUUUGUUUAUAUUAUCGUUAGUAAUAUUAUUCAUUGUUGAAAAAUUUGUAAGGCUUUCGUUUCAUCGUAGAUUUUGGAAAUAAUCAAACUUAAUUCAAACUGCUAAAAAACAUAAAUAAAAUUAUGGAUAAAGGAUUAUACUUUUGUAAACAUUGCAAUGGCUUGAUCGAAUCUUUCAAUGAAGCAGGCAGUCAUCCAUGUUUUCGUGGAAAAGAACAUAUUUAUCAAGAUGAAGAAGACGACACAAUCUUAUUUGUUUAUAAUUACAAGAAUAAAAAUAAAGAAAACCAUGAAGGUCAAGUGCUUAACUACAAAGAGUCUGAAAUUCUUAAUUCAUUUUUAUCAGGUGAUACUGGAUGUAUUGAAAGUGAUGAAGACUUAAGUCAGUCUGCCAAUUUUAAAACAGAGAGUAAUCCUAAGAAAAGUUACGCUAGAUAUAUUGAAAGUGAUGAAGACUUAAGUCAAUCUACAGAUUUAAAAACAGAGAGUAAUCCUAAGAAAAAUGCUGUGUGGACAAAGCAAUCCACGAUGGCAAUGCUUAGCUUAUACGAAGCAAAUGUACAGAUGCUUAUGGAUGUUGGCGCGAAAUCAAGAGUGUGGAAAAAAAUAUCAGAAGGCUUAAAAGAUUUAUGUAUACAGGUAACAGCAGAUCAGGUUAAAUGGAAAUUUAAUCGCUUAUAUAACAAAUAUAAGGAGUGUAUCGACAACAACAAUAAGAGUGGCAGCAAUUCGAAGAAAUUUUUCAUAAAGAAAAAAAUGUUUCCAGUCCACGUACAUUUUCUUCUUCGAUAUUUACGACAGAUGAAAAAAAAAGAAAACAUGACAUAACCGGAUCAAAGAACAUUACUAAGAGUAAAAAAUUUAAAAUAGAUGAUCCACCCAGCGAAAA